AUGGCCUUCCGCCUGGCAUUGAGAGCUCCCACGAGCUAUGCAUUCAAUAAUAGCCUAUCAAUCACAGCUAGAAGAGCAUACUCAACAAGUAAAGAGUCAAACUAUUUCACUGUCGAACUAAGUCCUAAAACAAAAGAUCUCUCACAACUACUGCAAACUGUCAAGUCUCAAAUCAAGAUCACCAAUCCCAGUCGUCAUGAUGCCGCAGUCAUUCUAGCAACACCACAGUAUGCGCAAUGGCUAGAGAAGGAUGGCUUCAUGUCAGAGUUUGUAGAACUACUGUCUGGUUCUGAAAAGGCAGAGCACUUCCACAUCCUCGGCGCUGUCGUUGAUCAUAUCGCUCCGCCAGUGCCGAGCAACAAGCCAGUUCAGGGCUUAUCCAUUCUCCGUGGUAAACUCGAUUCAAUCCUACCAGGGCUAUGGAUUCCAGAAGGACCAAAGGCCAGAGAAGAUGCCGAUAAAGUGGCGGCUUUGACGAUGGAUCUUGGCAACCCACACAUCACUAUUCCUCUAACCAACACCACCUUCCAGAACCACAAGACCUCGACACUUAUUGUCAGCCGUUACGACUUGUCUCAGGAUUCACCGAAGCUUGUUGAACAAACAGAGAAGAACUCGCAGAAAAUAACGCUUCCUCUCCAAAAGAAGCUGCCGUCGAUCAACGACCUCGGUAUCUGGGCUCCCCUUGUUCCCCUGACUCGUCCUCGUGUGGUAACCGAGAGCUUUGGCAACAUCGUCCGACGGAUCACCAUUAAUAACGAAUCCAUCCCUGCGUCAAACGAGCUCGAACCUGCAGUCGAUGAACUACAUACCCGAAAAUCCGAUCUGGUUCAGUCACCCAUGGGUAUCUGGGCAAUAAUCACGCCCCCGACAUUCGAUCAGCCCGGCAACAGCUCCAGCUCUGUUGAUCCCGAUUCAGAGGUAACGUUCAGCGAGGGCUUGAAUAUCACGGACCUGGUUGCUUCUACAUCAUGCCACUUGGCCGGACUAUAUAAGCAAGGUGGUCGGCUAUAUCAGAUUUUGAGCGGUGGCGGCGGCUGGGGAGCAAAGAAGGGUCUUCUUUCACUUGACCCUCAGCGAACUCACUUUGCUUUGUCUGAAGAAGAAGAGAUGCAGAGAUUCAUCCAGGCCAUGGACGGUGGUAACUUCGUCCCUGUGGGCUCUAAGAUCCAAUUCUUUGCAUCGACAGAGACAUCGGCUGCUGAGACAGUAGGUGAUAGAAAGACGGCCAUAGUCUUUGGAACGGCCACCAAGGUAGAAUCUGAGGCUGAUACACAGUCGUCUCGGCCUGAGGCUAGUUUAUUGGAAGACCACUUCGGUGCUCUAUCCGACGAUGGUAUCUUUGUCACUUCGGCUGAUGCUGCUGCGGUUACAACACCUGGCUUUAACAACGAUUGGAAACUCAACGUUCCCAACUCCCGAAUCUAUGUUGAAAUCUGA
This is a messenger RNA of Fusarium sp. VM40, 1440 nucleotides long. NCBI's taxonomy places the organism in Eukaryota, Fungi, Ascomycota, Sordariomycetes, Hypocreales, Nectriaceae. The record is from the annotation of a GenBank genome assembly.